AUGUUCAAUAAAAAAAGUCUGUCGAUGUUUUUCAUUUUUUUACUCGAAACUGCAGCUCAAGACCCAAACUGUGAUUUUACGCAAAAUGUCCAGCCAGGGCAAACUUAUUAUGUAUACAGUCCAAGAUACCCUUCCAAUUAUCCACCAGGUGUUCAAUGCAGAUGGAUAGGCGUAUGCCCAACUGGGUACAGAUGCAGACUGUACUGUCCCGAAGUAUCGAUACCUCAGACCCCAUCGUGUACUAUGGAUCGUCUACUGAUUUCCAAGAGUGGGGACCCUCAACUUACUGAAGCUGAUUACUACUGUGGCCAAGGAACAGUGACUGCUGUAUCGACAGGCCAAAGGAUCAGUGUAGGUCUAAUAACGUCGUAUACAAGUCCCGGCGGGAGAUUUAUGUGUCAGUUGACCGCUGAACCAGGAUCACCCACACCAGAUUGCAGCUGUGGUUAUAAAAAGAAGAUGAGGAUAGUCGGCGGCGUAGAGACUGAUGUCAACGAGUUUCCAAUGAUGGUGGGCCUGGUGGACAGAAAUGUUGGGCAGAUCCACUGCGGCGCCGUCAUUAUAGAGAAACGAUAUGUAUUGACUGCAGCGCAUUGUAUGGAGAAUCAGAAUGUGUCAGAUUUGGCAGUCGUAGUUGGACUACAUGAUGUCGAUAAUAACGUGUCGCCAGCUACGAAAGCGUACAGAGUUAGCCGUAUCAACAUACAUCCUGGUUACAGUUCUGCUAGAUAUACCAAUGAUAUCGCGAUCCUAACAACACAAGAGGACAUCCAGUUCGGUCCACUGGUAGGGCCAGCAUGCUUACCGUUUAAAUUCGUCAAUAACGAUAUGACUGGGACUAGGCUCACUGUUCUAGGUUGGGGAACACUGUUCCCCGGUGGUCCAGUAUCUAAUGUCCUGCGAAAGGUGGAUUUAGACGUGAUGACACAGAGUGAGUGCCAAGCUAAGGUGCCUUUGCUAACUCCACAACAGAUCUGCACUUACACACCAGGGAAGGAUGCAUGUCAGGAUGACUCUGGGGGCCCUCUUCUGUACACAGACCCAGCCACGGGGCUCCUUUUCAACAUAGGCGUGGUAAGUUACGGACGGUUCUGCGCGUCCAAAGGAGAGCCGGGUAUUAAUACCCGGGUGUCAGCGUACUUAUCCUGGAUAUUGAGUACUACACCGGGAGCACAAUAUUGUCAAAAAUAA
This is a messenger RNA of Achroia grisella, 1191 nucleotides long. Its product is annotated as venom serine protease-like. Gene Ontology annotation, biological process: proteolysis. Gene Ontology annotation, molecular function: serine-type endopeptidase activity. The transcript has 9 exons. The record is from RefSeq and is a predicted model, not a curated record. Lineage: Eukaryota; Metazoa; Arthropoda; Insecta; Lepidoptera; Pyralidae. The coding region runs from base 1 to 1191 and encodes 396 amino acids.